GUCUGACGGGCUGCGGCGGGAGCUGAGCUGACUUUGCCAGCAGCUGGAGCUGUGAAUCGCUGCCCUAUGCAUGUGUGUCUGUCUCCCGCAGCCCAGGACCAUGGGGAGCAGCAAGAGCAAACCCAAAGACCCCAGCCAGCGCCGGCGCAGCCUGGAGCCCACCGACAACACCCACCACGGGGGUUACCCGGCCUCGCAGACACCCAGCAAGGCGGCCGCUCCCGACACCCAUCGCACCCCCAGCCGCUCCUUCGGGACCAUGGCUGCCGAGUCCAAGCUCUUUGGAGGCUUCAACACCUCUGACACGGUCACCUCACCGCAGCGUGCUGGGGCGCUGGCUGGUGGAGUCACCACCUUCGUGGCCCUCUACGACUACGAGUCUCGGACCGAAACGGACUUGUCCUUCAAGAAAGGAGAGCGCCUGCAGAUCGUAAACAACACGGAAGGUGACUGGUGGCUGGCUCAUUCCCUCACUACAGGACAGACGGGCUACAUCCCCAGUAACUAUGUCGCGCCCUCAGACUCCAUCCAGGCUGAAGAGUGGUAUUUUGGGAAGAUCACUCGCCGUGAGUCCGAGCGGCUGCUGCUCAACCCCGAAAACCCCCGAGGGACCUUCCUGGUACGGGAGAGCGAGACCACGAAAGGUGCCUACUGCCUCUCUGUCUCUGACUUCGACAACGCCAAGGGGCUCAACGUGAAGCACUACAAGAUCCGCAAGUUGGACAGUGGUGGCUUCUACAUCACCUCCCGCACCCAGUUCAACAGCCUGCAGCAGCUGGUGGCCUAUUACUCCAAACACGCCGAUGGCUUGUGCCACCGUCUCACCAACGUCUGCCCCACGUCCAAGCCCCAGACCCAAGGCCUCGCCAAGGAUGCUUGGGAGAUCCCCCGGGAAUCGCUGCGGCUGGAGGUCAAGCUGGGACAGGGCUGCUUCGGAGAGGUGUGGAUGGGGACCUGGAACGGCACGACCCGGGUGGCAAUCAAGACUCUGAAGCCCGGCACCAUGUCCCCAGAGGCCUUCCUGCAGGAAGCCCAGGUGAUGAAGAAGCUCCGGCAUGAGAAGCUGGUCCAGCUCUACGCCGUGGUUUCAGAGGAGCCCAUUUAUAUCGUCACCGAGUACAUGAGCAAGGGGAGCCUCCUGGACUUCCUGAAGGGUGAGAUGGGCAAGUACCUGCGGCUGCCCCAGCUCGUGGAUAUGGCAGCUCAGAUCGCAUCUGGCAUGGCCUAUGUGGAGAGGAUGAACUACGUCCACCGGGACCUCCGGGCAGCCAACAUCCUGGUGGGGGAGAACUUGGUGUGCAAGGUGGCUGACUUUGGCUUGGCACGGCUCAUCGAGGACAACGAGUACACCGCUCGGCAAGGUGCGAAGUUCCCCAUCAAGUGGACAGCCCCCGAAGCUGCUCUGUACGGCAGGUUUACCAUCAAGUCGGACGUCUGGUCCUUUGGCAUCCUCUUGACUGAGCUGACCACCAAGGGCAGAGUGCCGUACCCAGGGAUGGUGAACCGGGAGGUGCUGGACCAGGUGGAGCGGGGGUACCGCAUGCCCUGCCCGCCCGAGUGCCCCGAGUCCCUGCACGACCUCAUGUGCCAGUGCUGGCGGAAGGACCCGGAGGAGCGACCCACCUUCGAGUACCUGCAGGCUUUCCUGGAGGACUACUUCACCUCGACAGAGCCCCAGUACCAGCCUGGCGAGAACCUAUAGACCCGGAGCUCCUCCUGGCACCAGGGACGCUGCCGUCCUCGCCGCCGGGCGCCGAGGGCUGGCCUCCCCGCUGAGGGGCCGGUUUUUGCGGAGCAGCCCCGGAGCAGGAUGGGGCAUCGCCUCCGGAUGCGGCCAGGGGAGGAGCUGGGUCCCCCCCCGUCACUCCUUAAGACUUCUGGCCUGUGUUUAACGAAGCGGCACCGUCCCGCGAGCGAGAGGAGCCUGCGGGCACCAGCGAGACCGUCUCGGGAGGGCGAGAGGAGCAUCUCCCACCGGGAGACUUGGCUUUUGGGAGACCUUUUUCCCCCCCCCGGCAACUCUGGGCUGAGCUCAGAGGAACUGAGGGGCAGCACCCCCCAACCUCGGACACACUGGCCCCGGCCUCCUACACCCCCUUCUCUAAAUCAGCACAAAUUUCCCUGCCCCUUCGCCCUCCCCAACGUCCCCCCCUUGGCUCCUGUUCUCCCGAGGGUGCUGGCAGAGACGUUUCGCCACGGGGAAGGCAGAAGCUGGUUUGGAUGGGGUGAUGUGCUGGGGUGGUGGUGCCAGCGUGGGGUGGCAGCAGGAUGCUGGUGGUCCCCCUUCCUCAGGUGUCCCUCCAGCCUGGCCACGGCAGGGCUCUGAGCUGUGCUAACGGGCACUGGGGGUAUGAAACGUGGCUGCUCGUGGCUUUGGUGACCAUCACCAUCCCCUGGGUGCACGUUCGAGUCUUCCAGCUGUGUCUGUCCCCCCAGGGGACCGGUCUCAUGUCUCCUGGGAGCGGCACCGAGGGGUGCCAGCAGAGUCCUUGCCCUGCCUGUGGCUAGUCCUGGUCUUCCAGCUGGCCCCUUGGGAAGUGCACCACAGCCCUCCCCCCCUGAGCCACCCUCCCCGGCUCUGCCACCAGCUUUCCCACCAGCAGAGUCCCCCCAGGCUGGCCCUGCCACCAAAUCCAGUGCCACCACGGGGCUCAGGUGCACGGCAGGGGUGGUUCUUCAAGGUGUGGGAGUGUUUUGGGGGAAAUACUUGUCUUUCACGGAUGCUUUUGUCCACCAGGUACGUUUUUAGCUGCCUCCCGCCCCACCCCUCGUGUCUUGGCUGCUGGGCUUUGUUGCCCACGUGGUGGGAGCAUCCCUAACCACGGGCUGUCAUCCCAAAGGAGAGUCCUGGGAAGCCACUGUGCCACACGGGAGACUUUUGCCUUCUUAUCUGCCCCCUGUUUGCCCCCCAAGCCCUCAGCCACGUUUCGGUGGUGGGUGGGUAGUUAUCUGUGCCCGUCUGUGCUCUCCUGCCCAGCACCUGCCUUGUACAUAGCCCUUGAGCAGCCCCCACACCCUCCCAAACGUUGAAUUAGUUGCAUGUGUUGGUUUUGCCCCCCACCCCGAGGCUGUACCCAGCUGGAAACCCUUCGCCACGGAGGAUCACAAGGCUUUGCUUCCUCAUCUCUCGGGUCCCAGCCACCCUCAGUGCCUCUUGCCCAGAAAGACCUGAGGGCUCUUUGGAUGCUCUCCUGGUCCAAGGGUGGGAUGAGGCUGGAGGAUCCUGUGGGGCAGGGGAUGCUGCAGGGCAAGGGUGCCAUCAGGAAGGACCUGGAGAAGGGGAGCCAGCAGCUUUGCCCACCUCUUGGUCCUCAAGCUCUGGGGUUUUUUUGCCUCUCCAUGGGUUGUGGGAUGGGGUUUCCCUCCGGCACAGCCUCCUUGCAGGCAGCAGACCCAAACCCCCUCUCACCAGGCCCCACCAUGGUGCCAGUGUCCCAUGAAAGCUGGGUGGGAGCCAAGCAUGGGCAGGGGGGUGGCCAAAGCCCCCUCUCUCCCCAAACCCCUGUCCAGGCACACCACUGCCCCCCGCUCACUCCCACAGCUCCCCGGCCACUUAUUUAUGAACCGAGUGCCCCCUUGGUUGGUGGGUGGCUCCUUUUUAAUGAGUAAAACCUUUAAAAUCAGCUUGAAUGGGCUCUUCAGUGGGACGGAGAGAUCCUGUCUUUGCUGGCUUGAAGAACAGCAGCUGGUUUAAUGGAUUUUUUUUAAUCAUUUUGGGACUUGGAGCGUUUUUUCCCCCCACUUCCUAGCAGAUUUGCCGUGCCUGCACUUCUGUGCUUGGACAGGGACUCUCCAAACCUCUGGGUCUUCCCAUGGUUGCAUCCCUGGGACGGGUGGCUGCCAUGUCCCCGUUGGCACUGCCAGAGAAGCUCCAUCCCGCAGCAGCUGGUCCGAGGGGUGGCCUGUGCCAUAGCUCUGCCUAAAUUAUACAAAAAUCCCCAUUCCCAGGAGAAACCUCUUAAAACUGUAAGGUGAGGGAGCCACGUUUGAUCUGAAAGCUGGGGAGAGAAGGCAAGAGCACAUGUUGAGGCUUGGCCUUUGGUUGUCUGCAGCACGUACAGGGUGUUGCAUGAGCGCAGUGGGACGGGCUGAACCUGGAGAUUUCAUUUUCUGGCUCUUCCUGGAAGGAACACCCCGGGCUGGCUUUAAUCCCCAUGGUUUUUGGCAAGCUCUGACGAAGGAGACGUGCUGGGGACACUUCAGGGCAGAAGACAGCAAAGAGAUCCCAGAGGAACCUCCCUGCGCGGGGCCGGGGGCUGUGUGUCUGCCUGUCCGUGUGUCCAUCCCUGUGUCCAUGCAGCAGUUUUGGUGGGACCCAGCAUCUCCGGACUCACCACGCAGCUGCCACGACCCGGAGGCCCCGGGGACCCAGAACCUCUCCUCCAUCACCAGUGUCGUCUGCCAAUUUAUUUUUUAAGCCAAUAAACUCCAGAGGGGAGCCCCCACCUAAGGAUGUUCUUUGGCUUCCCGGGGUCAAUAACGUCCUGCAAGUUACUCUCCUCUGCUGUUACCAUUUUUUUUAAACAGUGUUUUGUAAGAUCUCCAACCGACUAUGCAGAGAACAUGUGGAUCUGUGUCUCUCUCCCCAGCUCCCCUCUCCCCCCACCUGCCUUUUUCAGUGUCAAAGUAAAAUAUUUAGCUUUUUUUUUUUCUUUGUUUUUCUUUUUUUUUUUUUUUUGGAUAAUAAUAAAACUUUGGGAAAAAAACCUGAAAAGGUCCAGCUUUGUGGGUGGUGGGGGGUGGAGAUGCUUUGAAACUCUAAUGUUGGUGUAAAUACUUUGCAAUUUGAUAAUUAAAUACAA
Molecule: messenger RNA, 4802 nt
Organism: Calidris pugnax (ruff)
Lineage: Eukaryota; Metazoa; Chordata; Aves; Charadriiformes; Scolopacidae
Gene: SRC
Product: SRC proto-oncogene, non-receptor tyrosine kinase
Exons: 12
Coding region: 71-1702 (543 amino acids)
Biological process (GO): cell adhesion; bone resorption; cell differentiation
Cellular component (GO): extrinsic component of cytoplasmic side of plasma membrane
Molecular function (GO): ATP binding; non-membrane spanning protein tyrosine kinase activity; growth factor receptor binding
Source: RefSeq, a predicted model, not a curated record